Letharia lupina is the source of this 5055-nucleotide messenger RNA. RefSeq lists its product as uncharacterized. The coding region runs from base 1 to 5055 and encodes 1684 amino acids. The record is from RefSeq and is a predicted model, not a curated record. Gene Ontology annotation, cellular component: Swr1 complex. Lineage: Eukaryota; Fungi; Ascomycota; Lecanoromycetes; Lecanorales; Parmeliaceae. Gene Ontology annotation, molecular function: ATP binding; ATP hydrolysis activity; ATP-dependent chromatin remodeler activity. The transcript has a single exon.
AUGCAAACCGAGGCGCCGCUGGAAAACGGCGACGCUUCAAACCACGUCAACCAUCAGCCCAAUGGACUUGAUCAUUCGACACCACCACCUCAAACUUUGACUGAACAACUCUCGCAUGUGAAUGCUGAAGCCUUCUUAGAAAAUGGAGAUACCCCGCAUGGAGAGGACAAGGGCAUUGAUGCACCUCCAAACAAAAAGCGGAAGCUCACAGAUCCCCCAACGGGGAAGAAAUCCGCGCCAGGAUCACGGCCCAUCUCACCACCCUGGAAGAAAAUCGCAGUCGAGGGACCCACAUCAUUCGUGGAAGAAGGCAGACGAAAGUCGUCUCGUACAAACUAUGUGCCUGUCGAACUCCUCCCACAAGCGAAUAAACGGAAAACGCGUGCUGCCAUCAACCAGGGCUCUCCUAUCAGCAGUAGUAAAUAUGGAGGUGCCUACAAAGUUUCACCCUUGACUACACCUGCCCCAACACAAACACAGACGCCCAGCAAUGCCAAGCGACCCCAAUCGGCUGGUAAGCCCGCCGUCAACACUGUUGGUAGACCGCCAAUGAAAAGCAGUCAGCCGGCGAAUGCUACAAACUCCGAUGAUGCACCCCCGCCGCCCAAACGAUCUCAUAAGAAAAAGAUACAACCGCCUCCGGAAUCUCCCAUACCGUCUCACUCACCUCAACCAUCAAACCCCCAUCAAACUCGCCGAGCAGCCCGCCGCUCUGAGGCUGGAACAACACCGAGCAGAACACAAGGGCCAACUAGUAACGGUUGGCAUACCAACGAAGAAGAAACAGGAGAUAACGAGGAGGUGGAAGAGCUUGUCGAAGUAGACCCCAACCAACGGUUUCAACGAUUGAGUCUCACGGUUCGCAUGCCGACGGUGAACGUACAGCAUCCUGGACAUGUGCUUCCACAACGGAAUUAUGACUCGUUCAAAGAGUGGUUUGAGAAAGAAGGCAGACUAGGGCUUGAGAUUGGAGACCCAGAUCCUGCGAUGACCGAGCGGUCUGCUUCUGAGGAAGCGCACUUGAGGACCCGCAUCAACGAAGCUGCGAAUCCGGGGGGCCUACUCAGUGAAGAUCGGUGUUCAUUAUACAAGCCGGAAAAGUUCGACCCGCCGCCUCGGCAGUACACCCACCAUGACCGUCUUGUCGCACAUGCAGUAUACUUCCAGAAAUUGUUGGGUCAAGAAAAUGCCAAACACCGCAGAAAUGCAAAGGAGUGUGCCCGUAUGGUAGCCGAUUUCGUUCAGCGCAGAGAGCUAGAAAAAUACAAAACCUGGAAGCAAGGACAACCUAAGACAGAGGAAGAGGUUUCCCAGGAGCAAUACGACGCGGCAAAGGAGGUCUGGCAACAGAUCAGAGAAGACUUGAAGAAAAAGUGGGCCAUGGUCACUGAGAUCGUGGAGGCAAACCGGCUUCAAAAAUGGCAAGAAGAGCAAGAGCGUCUGGGAAAAGAAGCGUUGAAUGAAGUAAUAGACAAGUCGGAAGGCUAUAUGAUGAAACAAAGAACUCGCCGCACUUCUCGUGGCAGCGACGAGGAUUCUGGUGGCGAUAAUGCGAGCGGUGGUGAAGGAUCAGGUUCCGGACCAGAAGGAGAUAGCGAAGAUGAAGUCAAUAUGUCAACCAGUCAAUCUGACAGUGACGAAGAUCAAAUUGCUGUGGAUGAUGACGCAGGUCUUACCCAGGAGGAGCUGCGUCAGAAAUACGCGACAGUCCCAAGCCUCAAGGAAAGUCAGCCUUCAGACUCGAAGCAACCGAGCGGAGACCACGUAAGUACCGAUAGUCCUAGCGACGGCCAGGCUCCCGAUGAGACAAAGUCAGAUCCUGCAAUCGAAACCGACGAACCUUCCUCAGCACCUGAUUUGACCCAUGAGGAGCCUCCUCACAGUCCUGUUGCGUUGGAUGAAGUUGAUGAUGCUUUGAUGGAUGACAGCGAUGAGAGCACAGACAUGGACGACGACAUGAGUGACAGCGAUGAAUCUUCGGAUGAGGAUGAAAGUGGUGACGAACAGAGCGCAGAUGAAGAGCCAGCCGGUUUGCUUGGUUUCUUUUCGAAGAAACAGCUGCAGCCCGAUGUGGAGUCAGUUGAUGAAGAAAAACACGACGCAUCUCGAGACGAUGACGAGGCAUCUGAAGACGAGGCCGAGGAAGUGUCUCUCAUCCCAGAUGCCACGCAGGGCCCAACACCGUCUGCUACUACGAGUGAAGAACCGUAUACGGAAGUCCGCGACAAAAGUGCCCGGAGUAUUACUCGGCCUGGACGCGAGACUGAAGCUACGACAGGCGCAAAUAACGAAUUGACCAUCUCAAAAGCAGCCGAAGAAAAGCUUCCUCCGUCUCAGGACUUCAGAUCGUUGGUCCAGGAUACUUCGUUGCCAACAACACCCAUGUCAAACAAUCCGUCGAAGACGCCUAUACCAUCUCUGCUUCGAGGUACACUUAGAGAAUAUCAGCAUUUCGGCCUUGACUGGCUUGCUGGGCUCUAUGCCGCUGGUACGAAUGGCAUUCUGGCGGAUGAGAUGGGUCUUGGGAAAACGAUACAAACCAUUGCAUUGCUUGCACAUCUUGCGGUUGAGCACGAGGUUUGGGGUCCACAUUUGAUUGUCGUGCCGACAAGCGUCAUGCUCAACUGGGAGAUGGAAUUCAAGAAAUUUCUUCCGGGCUUCAAAAUCAUAACCUACUAUGGUACUCAGGAAGAGCGAAGGAAGAAGCGUCAGGGGUGGCUCGAUAAUGAGAAGUGGAAUGUUUGGAUCACGUCGUAUACUCUGAUUACGAAUGAUCAGCAGAUCUUCAAGAAAAAGGCGUGGCAUUACAUGAUCCUCGACGAAGCUCACAACAUCAAGAACUUCCAAUCGCUGCGUUGGCAGACUCUCUUGACGUUCCGGACUCGAGCUCGGCUUUUACUGACAGGGACUCCUCUGCAAAACAAUCUGACAGAGUUGUGGUCAUUGCUUUUCUUUCUUAUGCCUGCCGACAGUGCCGAAACCGGUAUCGGAGGGUUUGCAGAUCUGCAGGAGUUUACAGAGUGGUUCAGAAAACCAGUGGAGCAGAUCCUCGAACACGGAAGGGAUGUGAUGGACGAUGAUGCCAGAGCUAUUGUCGCCAAGCUUCACAGGGUCUUAAGACCUUUCCUCCUUCGGCGGCUGAAAGCAGAUGUUGAGAAGCAAAUGCCUGGUAAGUAUGAGCACGUGGUCUAUUGCAAAUUGUCCAAGCGUCAGCGAUAUCUGUACGAUGGCUUCAUGUCUCGAGCCCAGACACGUGAGACGCUAGCUUCGGGAAACACCUUUUCGAUCAUGAACGCUUUAAUGCAACUUCGCAAGGUCUGCAAUCAUCCCGAUCUUUUCGAGACCCGGCAAAUUACCACUUCAUUUGCAAUGCCAAAGUCAGCCAUUGCAGACUUCGAGAUCAAGGAACUCCUUGUUCGGCGACGAUUGCUUCAGGAUGACCCCGUCAGUGUUGUUGAUUUGAACACAAUCAAUCUGCUUCCAGGCGCAAACGAAGAGUUCUCGGCUCUUGAGACCAUCCAAAGACAGAGAGUCGGAGCUCUUGGAGCUUUCAGGCAAUUUUCAAGCCAACAGUGGGCACGCAUGGAUCACAACGUUCCUUUCGAUGCCACCUCGGUCAAGAGCACUCUUGCCAGUUACGCGAGCACUGCUAAGUAUGAUACGUACGAAAGACUUAGGCAAGCUGCCUACCUUACCAGCCUCCGAAGCCAACGGCGUCCUCUGUACAGUCGCGACAAGAUCGAGCGGCUCCGAUUUGGUACCAAGACUCUACCACAUUCCCCUAUGCCGGAGCGAAGAGCUCAACUAUCGGAGUGGUAUUCGCGGAUGUCACCUGCGUUGCAGGAGAUGGUCUUGACUAUGCCUGAACGCGCCAAGGCUCUCGAAACGACUGUACAAAAGUUUGCUUGCGUGACGCCUUCCGUUGUCGCUACUGAUAUGGCACCUUUAACCCUAUGCCGCAAAGGCGUAGAGGUCGUCCAAUCUGCAAAGGAGGUCUGCCCCCAAGAUCCUUUCCAUGAAGCUCGCAUGCACCUCUCCAUCGCUUUUCCGGACAAGCGCCUCCUCCAAUACGACUGCGGCAAACUCCAGCGGCUCGACACUCUGCUUCGUACUCUUCAAGCUGGUGGUCAUCGUGCUCUUAUUUUUACUCAGAUGACGAAAGUGCUUGACAUUCUUGAGCAAUUCCUCAACAUUCAUGGUCACCGUUACCUCCGUCUUGAUGGGGCAACUAAAAUCGAACAGCGGCAAGUCUUGACAGAACGAUUCAACCGUGACGACCGCAUCCUAGCAUUCAUCCUGUCCUCACGGUCGGGUGGUAUAGGGAUUAAUUUGACUGGCGCAGAUACUGUCAUCUUCUAUGAUUUGGAUUGGAACCCAGCAAUGGACAAGCAAUGUCAAGACCGAUGUCAUCGUAUUGGUCAGACGAGAGACGUCCAUAUCUAUCGACUUGUGAGUGAGUACACCAUCGAGGCCAACAUCCUCAGAAAAGCCAAUCAGAAGCGCAUGCUCGAUGAUGUCGUUAUUCAAGAGGGAGAGUUCACAACAGACUACUUCAACAACAUGAGCGUCAAGGACAUGAUUGGCGAUGAAGCUCUCGAUGACCGUGAUGCCGGUGCUAAUGCAGCUAUGGACCGUGUGCUUGGUCGUGGUCGUGGUACUGGCCGAGUGUUCGAAGCAGUCGAGGACCAAGAAGACAUUGCCGCAGCACAGGAGGCGGAAAAAGAAAUCGCCAACGAGGCAACUGAAUUCGACGAAAAAGGGCCCGCGACGCCCAAGACCCCAGGGCCAGCUACUCCGGGCGAGAUGAUGCCUCCACCAAGACCCUUGCAAAACGAUGAUGUGGAGAGGACCACAACCAUGGAAGCUGCGGAUUCCGGCUUAGCAAAUCCUGCUGACAUGCUGUCACAGGAGGCUGAGGAAGAAGUGCCGUCAUGCGAUGAUUUCAUGUUACGCUUUAUGGAAUGGGAGUUCGAAGAUAUUCCCGUGCAGCCACCUGUGGAUAAGAACAAGAAGAAGUCGAAGAAGGGGAAAGAGCUUGGGCACCGGAGGAGGUGA